Messenger RNA from Halteromyces radiatus, 983 nucleotides. Its product is annotated as orotidine-5'-phosphate decarboxylase. The transcript has 2 exons. Gene Ontology annotation, biological process: 'de novo' UMP biosynthetic process; 'de novo' pyrimidine nucleobase biosynthetic process. NCBI's taxonomy places the organism in Eukaryota, Fungi, Mucoromycota, Mucoromycetes, Mucorales, Cunninghamellaceae. Gene Ontology annotation, molecular function: orotidine-5'-phosphate decarboxylase activity. The coding region runs from base 36 to 836 and encodes 266 amino acids. The record is from RefSeq and is a predicted model, not a curated record. Gene Ontology annotation, cellular component: cytosol.
UUCCCCCUUACCCCACUUCCUUUCCUUUUUUCAACAUGAAUACUUUCAAAACUUAUAGUGAACGAGCUAAAAAUCAUUCUAAUACUUGUGCACGUGCAUUACUUGAACUUAUGGAGCGAAAACAAACCAAUUUAUCCGUGGCUGUGGAUGUGACCAAGAAAGCUGAACUUCUCUCCAUAGCUGCUGCAGUUGGUCCAUAUGUGUGUGUUCUCAAGACACAUAUUGAUAUUGUGGAUGAUUUUGAUCAAGAUCUGGUGACUCAAUUGGAACAAUUAGCACAACAACAUGACUUUAUGAUUUUCGAAGAUCGAAAGUUUGCAGAUAUUGGAAACACAGUGAAACAUCAAUAUGGAAAUGGGAUCUACAAGAUUGCGUCUUGGUCACAUAUCACGAAUGCACACACUGUGCCAGGCGAAGGGAUCAUUCAAGGCUUAAAGGAAGUUGGGUUACCAUUGGGACGCGGGCUUUUACUGUUGGCUGAAAUGUCAUCCAAGGGAGCAUUGACACAAGGUGAAUAUACGACUUCUUCGGUGGCUAUGGCACGGCGUCAUCAAGAUUUUGUAUUUGGAUUUAUUGCGCAGCAUCAAAUGAACGAAACCGAUGAUGAGGAUUUCAUUGUCAUGGCUCCAGGCGUUGGAUUGGAUAUCAAGGGUGAUGGUCUUGGACAACAAUAUCGUACUCCUCAUCAAGUCAUUGUGGAAAGUGGUUGUGAUGUGAUCAUUGUCGGUCGUGGGAUCUACGGACAACCUGAUCAAGUACAACAACAAGCUGCUCGUUAUCGUGAUGCUGGAUGGGCCGCUUACUUGGAACGUUGUCAACAACAUAGCUCUUCUUAAUAUAGUCUUUUUCUUUCUUUUAGAUCAUCUUAUUUAUCAUUGAAUAAACAAUCAAUAAACAAACAAAUAAAAAUAGGAUUCAUGUUUGACAGAUACCAUCCAUCAGCUGAAAAUGUCGUCAUGCUACAAUAAUUUUUUUUUUUUUUG